AUGAGUCGAACCCUUUCACGACGGAUUCAGGCACAAUACCCUUUCGCCUCCAUCUCCGAAUCUGCAAAUACUCACACAUUGCCACUACGAUGUUUGCGACAUUUUUCGAGCACACCAAAUCAAAAGGCCGAGGGCGAUCGCAAACCUCUUCCGGACUAUGUACCUCACUCUAUCUCGACAUUGAAUAGGACCGGCGGGGGCUCGAGUGCAAUAGCUAAAGCCAGAGCCAGGUCUUCUUCGCUCAACCCAAAUGCUACUAAAUCUGCAGCCGCAGCAUCGGGAAUAGUAGAUAUAUUUAGCCAAAUGUUGCAGUCAAACAAGAGCGAGAGAAAAGGCGGCGUGCUUGAUACGACAAUGCCUAUGGAUGGAAGAUUGAUUGCGGAGCAUGUUGUAGAGGAGGAACCGCAUCAUAUUCAUGUUUACGCUACGAGACACAAUACCCAUGUUACACUCACAAGGCCAAAUCGAGAACCGAUCAUGUCUUUAUCGUGUGGAAAUAUUGGAUUCAAAAACGCGGGGAGGAAACAUUAUGAUUCGGCUUUUCAAUUGGCUUCAGUCGUGAUGACGAGGAUUCACGAGAGGGCUAUUGGUCGUGAGAUUUCCAAGAUAGAGCUGGUUCUGAGAGGUUUUGGUGCGGGACGAGAGGCUGUUACUAAAGCUCUUUUGGGUACGGAAGGGAAAUGGUUGAGAGGGAAGGUUGUCAAAGUCACGGAUGCUACGAGAUUGAAGUUCGGUGGUACGAGAAGUAAGAAGCCAAGAAGAUUGGGUUAG
Sclerotinia borealis F-4128 is the source of this 771-nucleotide messenger RNA. Lineage: Eukaryota; Fungi; Ascomycota; Leotiomycetes; Helotiales; Sclerotiniaceae. The record is from the annotation of a GenBank genome assembly.